Molecule: messenger RNA, 2386 nt
Organism: Caenorhabditis angaria
Lineage: Eukaryota; Metazoa; Nematoda; Chromadorea; Rhabditida; Rhabditidae
Source: the annotation of a GenBank genome assembly
AUGUAUUCGGAGCAGAAAAAUAAAAAUAAUAACAGCAAUGAUGAGUGAGUUUCAGCAGUAAUUUUCCUCAAAAAUCUCGAAUUUUCGCAGCGUCGAUGAGCAAAAAUGUACUCCAGCGCUUCGCGCGCAAAAAAAGCCAUCACGAGAAAAAUCGGCGAUGGAUCCGGUGAUGGAGCCGACUCCAAACCAGGAAGCAGUGGUAAUCGAUGAGCCGAUUGUUGAAGUGCAGGCAGCCGAACCGAUUGUCAUCAAAACCGAUCGAAAAGAGGAUGACAAUAACAAUUUGGACGAAAAAUCGGCGCCGGAUGCGGAUAAAACUGAAGAUGGCGAGAAAAAAGAGAAGAAAAUUGAGAAGAAAAAGAAGAAGAAGAAAGUGAAGGCGGAUGUUGUUGCUGAAAUUGUUCAGGAUGAAAAUAAUGCUGUUGGUGUGGUUUGUGGUGAUGAUGACGCAUCGCCUGAGGUGAAUAUUUGAAUUUGGAACAUUUUGAUACCAAAUAUGAUGGGGUAUUCUGGUAUUUUUGGCCCUUGGUUCGCGGGGUAUACUGUAUUGACUUGUGCAAAGACGGUGACGCGAAAAUGCACAAAAAUGUCUCGCGUCUCUCCAUGUUGCGCGCUAUUUUUCGAAAUUGGUCUCGCCACGAACCCCGAAACGCUAAAACGGCACCCGUCCGCUCCACCAAAGAUUAUUUCCAUGCAGUUAUUCACGGCGAUGAAGAUGGUGUACUCAGAUUUUCAUUUGAUGCAGCCGUUUUUGAGAUUUUGGUGGAAAAUUAAAGCAUGUCCCUUUAAAUGGCGAACCGAGAUUUUUUGUUCAGCAACAAAAAACGUGAUCACGCGCUCCACAUGCAACGCAGACCGCGUCGCGCCACAAUACACACAAAUAGGGGAACGAUUCAAAUUCCCUCCUUUUUUUGUGUGUGUUGCGGCGCGGCGCGGUCUGCGUUGCGUGUUUAUUUCGGUGGAGCGCGUUGAAAAAAAAACUGUGCGAGACUUGCAGAUGUAAUUUCACCUUUUUUUUCAGAAAGAAAAAAAGAAGCCGAAAAAAGAGGGAAGCAAAAAGAUUGGCAAAAAAACGGCGAAAAAAGAGGAGAAAUCACUGCACAAUAAUGUAUUGGUGGCUGGAAAAAGAGCAAGUGCGCGAAAAAUACAAAAUUCCGAUGAAGAUGUGAGUUUUUCGGCUGAAAAUCAUGAUUUUUCGGCUGAAAACGUCUGAAAUUCCAGGGAAAAGACAAGGAGAAAAAAGGAAGUGCUGCAACAACUGGACAGAAAAAGGGAAAAGAUGCGAGCACACGAAAAAAGCAGAAAAAAAGUGCGGAGCAGGAAAAAACGAAACGUCGAAAAGAUCAGCAUCCGGUUGCACAAAAUCCAGCAGCUCCGACGAAAAAAUCGCAAAAUCCAGCUCCGAAUCUGGCGACAACAAAAAAUACAACAAAUCCCAUCGCUCAGAAUGUGCAAAAUAAGAAGGAGAAGCCGUCGAACGAGGGAUUUUUCAAAUCGAUUUUUAAUCGCGCCAAAAAUUUGACAGCUAAUGGUGGAAGUAAAUUGGAAAGAUCUGAUGAUUCUUUCAUUGCGUGAGUAUUGAUUUUUGCCACGUGGCAGGGUUUUGACGGGAAAAAUUUAUGUUUUUUGGGACUGUUAUCGAAAAUCUCACCGAAAUAAACACGCAACGCAGACCGCGUCGCGCCACAACACACAAAAAGGGAGGGAAUUUGAAUCGUUUCCUUUAAUUGUGUGUGUGUUGUGCCGCGACGCGGUCUGCGUUGCGUGUUUAUUUCGGUGGAGCGCGUGUGGGCUUAAUCUCUGGCUCAUUCCCGUCUGAAAAUCCCCAAAUUCAAUUUGCAGUCCCCCCGAAUCAGCCGCCCAAAAAAUCCCGGAUGUCCGCGCUGAAUACGGUUGCCCUGAAGACUACGGUAUUCCACCGGAAAAACCGAUCGACGGAAAUUCGGAUAACAACGGUCAAUUAUUUGUGAAAGGCCGCCCGUUUUGGUGUCUUCGCGAGGAAAAACCACCGCCACCCAAACACUGUGUCAUCAGUUUUGCGAUGAGAAAAUUGGCGGAUGGAACUUGGCAAAUGGCUGAUUCGAUACCCGAACCGUAAGGUUUUUUUUCAUAUUAUCGAAAAUCUCAUCGCUACCACGCGCUCCACACGCAACGCAUACCGCGUCGCGCCACAACACACAAAAAAGAGAACGAUUCAAAUUCCCUCCCUUUUUUGUGUGUGUUGUGGCGCGGCGCGGUCUGCGUUGCGUAUUUAUUUCGGUGGAGCGCGUGGUACCGAUGAGAUUUUCGAGUCUGAUUUUGAUUUUGCAGCUCGGAUUUGGAUCCAUUUCAUACAAUGGAAACAAUGCAAUCACGCGAUGCAAUUUAUUGGAAAAACAAACAAUGA